Bipolaris maydis ATCC 48331 is the source of this 1965-nucleotide messenger RNA. RefSeq lists its product as uncharacterized. Lineage: Eukaryota; Fungi; Ascomycota; Dothideomycetes; Pleosporales; Pleosporaceae. The record is from RefSeq and is a predicted model, not a curated record.
AUGGCUACUUUUACUUCAGUUCCUCAGAAGACUUCAUCUAAGUUCAGACAUUACAACCCUACGUUGCUCAAGCAUACGCAAUCUAAGCCUAGGGCUAAGAAGACCGUAAAGAAUGAUUAUAGAAAUCAUGGAGAAGUAACGACUCAAUCUUUAGGAUUGCUGUCAUAUCUAGAAAACGAAAGCAACCUUCCCGCCGUCCCUCAACAGACACUCCAGGUACAGACAACAGGCCAUGUGGAAGAUGUUGACGGCAUGGACUCAGAAAAGUGCGACCUGUUUGGAGUAAACCAUAGAAUAGGCACCCAUGGGUUUUCAAUGGGCGAUAGUCACUAUCAGCUUCACCGUGAGUUGUGCGAUGAGGAAGUUAUGGACCACGCAACAUUGGGGUUAGACUUGAAUGAGUCGUUUCAUGGGGACGACUUACAUUCGAUUACCGAAAGUGCCGCGAUUGGCAAUAAUCACAACGGUUCUCCCAAUGCUCAGGAUAAAAGCCAGUAUCUUACCACUGCCAAUUGUAUGGACCACGCCAAACAGCGCGGUGAUCUCCAUACAGCUGUAGAGUACGCUUUCUCUACAGAGUAUGUUGAAGAUACUUAUCAUGAAGGACUCACAGUAGAGGAAGAAAUGCCCUCCAGCAUCCCUAGUGUGGUGAAUGAAUCGUCAAAAAGCCAAAAACGAUCGCAUCAAUCUUCGGUUGCUGAUGACACAAUAACAAUCCUGGAAGCAGUGCCGGACGUUGUGCCGGAUCCAGAGCUUGAUAAUCCUCACCCAUCGAAGCGGCAAAGGAUGGCUGAGCGACAGGCACCGAGCCCCAUAAUCGAGCCUACAAAUAUGCCUGAACCAACACUGCUGCAUGUUUGCGACCAAACUUCCUGUAUUAGUACUAGUGACAGCUAUAUUGAUAGUCCUCCAUGUGCUGGCCAUGAAGAAGAUCGUACCAUUAGUCUAACCCUCCCUCUGACUGAUCUCUGCGAUGAACAACACCGCGACGGCACUUAUGUCCAGGGAGCAAUCAAAGAGCGACUACAAGCACAAGAAUACAUAAUUCUUCCUAAAGAACUAGAGUUAGGAGAAAAUGUCAACCGAGAAUCCAGCAGGCGUGGGGUAAGUGGACAAGGCAGUUGUAGCAAGACUGGGGAAAUCUAUGGAGAGAAAUCCAGCCAUAGUGAGGCGUGCGACAUGCCUCUAUUGAGAUCUCAACCGCGCAGGCACAGGGUUUGGACGCCUGAGAUACGACGCAGGCCAUCCAACACUGCUCUUAGAAAAUUGGACUACAAUGCAGUACCUACGAGGCCAGCGCAACAAGGAGAGUUAAGCCAACCACAACAAGAUUCAAUAUCGGAACGACUCGAUAUCAAUGCAGGGUCACAAGCUUGUUUCCCAGUGUCGAAUUCUUCAGGCGCGACGGCUGAAGAUAAUAUCAAUGUCGAUUACAAAUCUGGAUUUAGCAUGUCUUGUCAGAUCACUGAUCUAACACUUUACGCUAUUCCAAAUGACUCUUCAGUCGUGUCAGCAAUAUUGCGCCAUUGUAACCCGAGUCGUUUUCUCGAUCUAGUAGCACUCGGUCACAAGGUCCUCGGCGAACAAGGCAAAGUUAUCCGCAUGACCCAGCUAUCACCAAAUUCAUGGGUGCUGCUAGGAUACCAGUGUAACGGCAGUGCUGCAGACCCCUGGGAUCGCGGAGGAUUCAAGGCGAAUUGGAUGAGCAGUGCCCAUGAUGACGUUGCUAGUCAUGGAACGGACCGCUCAAACGAUGGCUAUGACGAAGAGGAUGAGAAUGGAGACGAGAAUACGAGAGGACACAGCCAACGGACGCACAAGCGAUGGCUAGAGUCAGAAGAAGUACUUUUACUCUCAUUAAAGGAUAAACAGGGCAUGGAGUGGGAAGAGGUAUGUCAACGCUUCCCUGACCGGUCGGCGGGUGCGGUAAAAUUGCGCUACUACACAUUGAAGAAACGCUCGUAG